Diabrotica balteata is the source of this 3549-nucleotide messenger RNA. The record is from the annotation of a GenBank genome assembly. NCBI's taxonomy places the organism in Eukaryota, Metazoa, Arthropoda, Insecta, Coleoptera, Chrysomelidae.
AUUCAUAAUUUUCUUUCAAUCGAGGAUAUGACUAACGUAAACCAUAAACGCCAACCAAAAACACCCUAGCGUACGGUCUUUGUUUUUCUUAAAUAAUGUCGCAGUGCAAAAAGUGUACGUUACUUAAUUUAUCGACGAUUAAAAACUCUGCAUCGUGUGUAGUGUGUACAAGUUAAUGGUGCUUAUGUCAACACGCUCCAUUCAUUUUUAUAGAACAUAAUAACAUCAUGGCUGACGAAUUUAAAGUUCGUCUAGAAGAAAGAUUGAAAAUAAAAAUUGGUGAAGCCAAGAAUUUACCAGCCAGACUUCAUGGUUCAGCUACACAGAGGGAUGUGUACUGUACCCUGUCCUUGGACCAAGAAGAGAUUUUUAGGACAGGUACAGUAACUCAAAGUUUAAGUCCUUUCUUCGGUGAAGAAUUCCAGUUCGAAGUCCCUCGAAAUUUUCGUUUCAUCUCGAUCUACGUGUUGGACCGGGAUCGCCAUCUGAAACAGGACAAGAUGCUGGGCAAGGUGGCGAUCCGGAGAGAGCAGCUGUCUUCCUAUAACAAUAAGGAUCAUUGGUUCCCUAUCAAAGCGGUCGACGCUGACUCCGAGGUGCAAGGGAAAGUGAACAUUGAAAUUAAGUUCGAUACGGAAGCGAACGUUUACAAAAGAAGGCUGCUAGUACAGGUGGUGCGUUGUUUAGAGUUAACCUUAAAGAACGGUUCAUGCGAUCCGUACGCGUUAGUUUGCGUGUCGUACACGAACGGAAAAAGUAUAUCGAAAAGAACUAAGGUCCGCAAAAAAACGACGAGUCCUCAGUUCGACGAAGUUUUUCCGUUUUCGAAUUUUGACGGGGGAAAAGACUCGAUGUGCGAGGGUGAUGCGGAAAUUUGUGAAUUACACGUAUCCAUGUGGCACGACACGCCGGGUAUCGGUGAUGAUGUGUUUUUGGGAGAGGUCAAGGUGCAGCUCAGGGGGAUGCAGCAGCAAAAUUCGGCGCAUCGGAAUGCUUGGUAUUACCUCCAACCACGAUCGACGAAAAAUCGACCGUUUUUGACCAACUCGACGCCCCCCGGAACUCGACUCUCCAGUGAUAAUUCCUUAGGUUCCUUGAGGCUUCAAAUACAGUAUACGGAGGACAGGGUGUUCCCAGCUUCGGUAUAUGAAGACCUGAAGAAUCUUCUCUUAGAAAGUACAAAUAUACAACCUAUUACAGCUACUCCAGUAUACGUCCUUGGUGAGAUUAUUAAUAAGAUGGAUAUAGCUCAGCCUCUGGUGCGAAUAUUUUUACAUUACGAUAAGAUUGUACCGAUGAUUAAAGCGCUAGCGAAUGUUGAGAUUUCUAAUGUUACGGAUCCUACGACGAUAUUUCGGGGGAACACCCUCGUUUCGAAAAUGAUGGACGAAGCGAUGCGUCUCAUCGGACUACAGUACCUGCACAAAACCCUACGACCAACCUUAGAACUUAUUUUUAACGAAAGGAAACCGUGCGAGAUCGAUCAAACUCGCGUCCGAGAUGCCACGACGGUUGCCACCAACUUAGCCAAUCUUAAGUGCUAUAUUCAAAAAAUCUUCGAAGCAAUAACGCAAAGUGCUGUGCACUGUCCAGCUCUAAUGUGCCAGAUAUUCUACAACCUGAAGGAGUGUGCCAUGAAACAUUUUCCGGAAAACAAAGGAGUGCGCUAUUCUGUCAUAUCCGGAUUCAUAUUCCUCAGGUUUUUCGCACCCGCUAUUUUAGGUCCAAAACUUUUUGAUUUGACUACCCAGACAGUAGACUGUCAGACGAACCGGACGCUUACGUUAAUAUCUAAGACCAUCCAGUCUCUGGGCAACUUGGUUAGUUGUAGAUCGACGCAGCAAGUGUGCAAAGAAGAGUACAUGGAGGGUCUGUAUAAGGAGUUCUAUACAGAGACGCACAUGACAGCUGUCCGGCAGUUUUUGGAGAUAAUAUCCGCCAAUACUUCUAGUCAACAGGUUAUCGAGAACGAUAUGCCAGUUAUGUUAAAAGAAGGGCUUAUGAUCAAGAGAGCACAAGGAAGAAAACGAUUUGGGAGGAAGAACUUCAAACAGCGAUACUUUAAGCUUACUACUCAUGAUCUCAGCUAUUCCAAAAGUAGAGGUAAAGAUGCUCUCUGUCGAAUACCUUUGACGAAUAUCCUGGCGGUGGAGAGGCUGGCCGAAACAUCGUUUAAGAUGAAAAAUAUGUUUCAAAUCGUUCAACCAGAAAGGGCGCUGUACGUUCAAGCGGCCAAUUGCGUGGAAGAGAAAGAAUGGGUCGACCUUCUUACCAAGAUCUGUCAAACGAACGCCAAUCGAUUGAAAAAGUAUCAUCCGUCGGCGUUUAUCAAUAGUCAGUGGUUGUGUUGUAAAUCUCCGAACGAAUUAGCACCCGGCUGUAGCGAGGUAUCUCGAACUGAUAGCAACUACCGCAUGAACCUGGAUCCCGAACGCGAUUUACAGCGGGUUCAUUCCUUGGUCAUCAACCAUUUGGAUACUCUCGAAACGUUAUGCAUUGACUUAUGUUCGAGCAAAGUGCAUGGAGAGGGAGUAACCGCCGAGGCUGCUAUUCUUUGUGACAUCUUGAACCGACUAAGGGAAGUUGCGUACCAGAUAGAGCAGAAACAUCGGAUCUACAAGAGGACGAUGGAUAGAAAUACAAAAUAUGGCAGCCUAGCAGCACCUAUCGGUGACGAUAACUACUUACUGGCGUCACGACUCAACGUCGAUGCCUCGAUUCUGAGAAGAUGCGUCUCCAGCGAACCUACCUCUUGUCCCUGACGCAUCUAACAUAGGAAUAACUCAUGCUAAAAGGAAAACAAGUUUUUCCAAUUCAGAAUCUAUGAAAGCAUUACUUCUCUGACACACCUAACGCUGAUUGUAUAUUGUAAAUAUUGAUUAUAAGUUAUUUUCAGCUUCAGGUAACAGAUACAGACAAAAUGACAGGAAAUUUAAAAAAGUAAGCUGUUCGAAUGUAAAGAACAGAUUGCUAGUCUUGCCAGAUUUAAAGAAGAAAUGUUGAAGUUCAGCCUCGUUAGAUACGAAAAUCAUAACGAAAAGAUUUAUCAUAUGUGCUUAUGGGCCUAAUAAUAUUGACCAGCACUAUAGAAAUGUUAAAAUUUGUCCUCCAAUGUGCGAAACUAAUAGAUUUGUAUGGUUCAAAAAUAACACAAACGUAAAGUGGUAAACAUAAACUUAAGAAUAUAUUUAAUUACCGUGUAAUAUGGAAACUACAACAUAUCAAACAAAAUAGAGUGCCUGAGUGCGCUGACUGAUUCUUUGUAAUAUUUUUUGUUUUUAUACAUUAUACAAAAAUUAUAUACAUAUUUUGUAACCAACCCUUCAAACUUCCAUACAAAUUCUAUUGAAGAAAGCACAACAAAUCUAUUGGAUUGUAGUAUAAUCCAUAUCUGAUUAUGAAACAGUGAUUCUUUCAUAGGUUCAGACGUGACCAGACGAAACGUAACCAUUAUGUAAUGAAGAUUCUCAAUUGAAGACUGUUCUUUAAGAUUAUUUUUAGUAAGAUAAGAAUAACGAAAGAAAACAAAGUAACACCAGUGUAUAGCGA